Messenger RNA from Cladophialophora psammophila CBS 110553, 1788 nucleotides. RefSeq lists its product as uncharacterized. The transcript has 4 exons. Gene Ontology annotation, biological process: transmembrane transport. The record is from RefSeq and is a predicted model, not a curated record. Bases 1 to 1788 code for a protein of 595 amino acids. Gene Ontology annotation, molecular function: transmembrane transporter activity. NCBI's taxonomy places the organism in Eukaryota, Fungi, Ascomycota, Eurotiomycetes, Chaetothyriales, Herpotrichiellaceae.
AUGGCCAUGGUGUUGGGUCAGCCCCCUGAUGCCGAGGACACAAUCGAGUCGAUUGAACUACCAGCGGCGCGGCCGCCUCCUCCGGCUGUUGGUACUUUGACGAGCAGUAGCGAGAGCAAGGGAUUUGAGACCACGACUCAGGUCCCAUCUGAGCCUGUCCAGAGACGGAGCUCAUUCAGGACAUUUACAGUCAUGGUCGCUCUUUUUUCCGCCCUCUUCAUUACCGCUCUGAACACGACCAUUGUAGCCACGGCAAUACCGACUAUUUGCUCCGACCUCCAUUCAGCUGCCGGCUACUCGUGGAUAGGCGCCUCAUAUGUUAUUGCCACAACCGCCGUCGUCCCCGUAUGGGCGAAACUCUCAGAUAUAUGGGGCCGGAAACCGAUUCUGCUGGCAGCCGUCGCCCUGUACUUCGCCAGUUCCAUCAUAUGCGCAGCCUCAAGCAGUAUGGCAAUGCUCAUCGCGAGCCGUAGUGUCCAGGGUGUUUCCGGCGGCGGCCUGGCCUCCCUGAUCAACAUUGUCAUUUCGGAUCUGUUUAGCAUGAGGAGCCGGCCUCUUUUUCUUGGCCUCCUUCACGUAACCUGGGCGGUCGCUGGGGGUCUCGGACCAGUGCUCGGUGGUGCUUUCACUCAGCUGCUUUCGUGGAGGUGGAUUUUCUGGAUCAACCUUCCAAUCUCCGGAGCAGCAUUCUGCCUGUUACUCCUUUUUCUGGACGUGCACAAUCCGAAAACCAAGCUGGCCGAAGGGGUUAAAGCAAUCGACUGGGCAGGAAGCCUUUCAAUCGUGUGCAUCAUGGUCAUGAUGCUUCUCGGUCUCAAUUUUGGAGGCACUGCGUAUCCCUGGGACUCGCCGAAGGUCAUCUGCCUGGUCGUGGUUGGUGCUUUGAUGGUUGCCGUGUUCCUCUUUAGUGAAGGCCGACUCACACGCUAUCCCAUCAUGCCCUUGGGUCUGUUCCGCCACAAGUCUAAUGCCGCUUGUCUUGCUAUUGGCUUUGCACAGCAUUUCGUCAUCAAUUGCGCCGAGUAUUAUCUUCCCCUCUAUUUUCAAUCUGCAAAAGAGGCUUCGCCACUCCGGUCUGGACUUCUCCUCCUUCCGCUAAUAAUUCCGGAAGCACUUACUGGUAUUUUCACGGGUCUCUUCAUUUACCGCGUUGGCCGAUAUAUCGAGCUCAUCUGGAUUGGUGUGAUUCUACUAACCGUCGGCAACGGAUUAUACAUCUAUCUCAACGCGACAUCAUCGAUAGUAUCAAUUGCUGCUUUCGAAGUCGUGGCUGGGCUGGGGGCAGGUCUUCUAUUUGAACCCCCUCUCAUCGCCCUCCAAGCCCUCGUUUCCCAAGACGACACCGCAACCGCCACAGCUACGAUUGGGUUUAUACGCAACGUCGGCACCUCACUUUCGAUUAUCAGCGGUGGUAUCAUCUUCCAGAACGGGAUGCGACUGCAGAGGUCGACCUUGCGUGACCACGGACUGUCGACAGACCUGGUCGAGAACUUCUCGGGGCCCGACGCUGCGACCAACAUCGACCUCAUUGCGACCAUCUCUAACAAGGCUCAGAAACUAGCUGUUCAGCAGGCCUUCGCGUGGUCCUUGCGGAAUAUUUGGAUUACAGCCACGUGUAUGGCUGCAUGUGGCCUCCUUGCUGGUGGACUCGUCACGAAAAAGGAGCUGGCCAAAGAGCACACCGAGACGCGGACAGGGAUUAAAGAGAAGCGAGGGAUCAUUGUAGCCACACUCGAUGGUGCAGAGUCUACGCCCGCUGCUACAAACAGAGAAGAAAUCUCCGCUUGA